Molecule: messenger RNA, 714 nt
Organism: Rotaria sp. Silwood1
Lineage: Eukaryota; Metazoa; Rotifera; Eurotatoria; Philodinida; Philodinidae
Source: the annotation of a GenBank genome assembly
AUGAGAAAUCCAAAACAAAUUACUGCAAGUUAUUUGAGAGAAGCAAAAGAUAAAGAUAGAGCUUUAGGUCUAGCUGAUAUAAAAAUGUUAGCAGAUCGUAAAAGAAGAAAAAUAACUGUUUACAAUUCAGAUACUGACGAAAAAGAAAUAAUAAAUCCUUCAGGAGUAAGAAAAAUACCUGCUCUUUUUAAACAAUCUGCUAAAAUCUAUUAUGAAGCAGAUGAAAAUGGAGAUAUUGGACAUUAUUUUACUGGUAGAGGAACAGAAACAUAUAUACAGAUCAAUGGACGGAAAGAUUGUUUGCUAAUAGCUUAUCAUGAGUCAUUAGGGAGAAAAAGACGUAGAUGGGAGAUUGAUAUGAAUAGACGUAAUCAGUUGAUAGGUGGUACACCAAAGAAAAAUCUUUACAUCUUCAAUCCUAUAACUGUAAUGCAGGAUGGAUUGCAAAAUGGAUCGGUACCAUUGGCAAAUAUUAAAGAAAAAAAACAACUUUCAGAUGUUAUAAGCAAUAGAGAUCUAGAAAAAGAAAUAAAAUAUAAAUUAAUGCCUGAAGCUAUGAAAAAAUUAAGGAAUGAAAAUGAUAAACUAGUGGUAAUUACGUCUCAGCCAUCUAAGGUGGGUACAAUAAAGCAAACAGAUAAUGUACGCUUAGAUGAUCAGAAUUUUACUGGAAAUAGUGACUAUGUUGAUUUUCAAGUGCAAAUAGGUGGAUAG